Messenger RNA from Oncorhynchus gorbuscha (pink salmon), 3461 nucleotides. It is a transcript of the gene cacng1b, whose product is annotated as calcium channel, voltage-dependent, gamma subunit 1b. Gene Ontology annotation, biological process: calcium ion transmembrane transport; regulation of calcium ion transmembrane transport via high voltage-gated calcium channel. The transcript has 5 exons. The record is from RefSeq and is a predicted model, not a curated record. Gene Ontology annotation, molecular function: calcium channel regulator activity; voltage-gated calcium channel activity. Gene Ontology annotation, cellular component: L-type voltage-gated calcium channel complex; membrane. Bases 145 to 840 code for a protein of 231 amino acids. Lineage: Eukaryota; Metazoa; Chordata; Actinopteri; Salmoniformes; Salmonidae.
GAGAGAGGAGAUAUUUCAUGGUUUAUUGAGGCUGCUGGAGAAGACUAAUUCUUAAUACUCCUUUCUAGGAGCUAGACAAUCUCACAGGGACCUUUACUAUAAUACACAACCACAUACACACACUUCAUACACUCUCUCAGCACCAUGUUGGAGGAGAAGAAGACCAAGGUGAAGAUCACAUUCUUCGUCAUCCUGGUGGGCAUCUCCUGCAUGCUGGCUGCCAUGGUGACGGACCACUGGACUGUACUGAGCCCGCCGUUCGACAAGUUCAACGCCACCUGUGAGACGGCCCACUUUGGCCUCUGGAAGCUCUGCAUGAAGACCAUCUUCAUGGUGCAGGAGGACCCUGAGGGCCAGGGCUGUGGCCCCAUCAGUCUGCCCGGAGCCAAGAACUGCUCCUACUUCAAACACUUCACUAAGGAAGAAGAGGCCAAAGGGUUCGAAGCCAAAACUCAGAAAGAAUACAACCUCUCAGCAGCGGCCAUUGCUGUGUUCAGCCUGGCCUUUAUGACCCUGGGGUUGCUGUGUGUCGUGUGCUCCUUCGGUAAGGGGAGGGACUACCUGCUGAGGCCUGCUGGGAUGUUCUUUGCCUUCGCAGGUUUCUGCAUCAUCAUCUCUGUUGAGGUGAUGCGGAACUCCACCAAGCGGAUGAUUGACAGCGAGGAGACCGUCUGGGAACAGUACUACUACUCCUGGUCGUUUGAAUGUGCCUGCACCUCCUUCGUCCUCCUGGUCUUCAGUGGUCUCAGCCUGUUGAUCAUCUCCAUGCCCCAGAUGCCACGCAACCCCUGGGAGACCUGUAUGGAUGCAGAGCCAGACUCCAUGGAGCCCUUAGACUAGUAGUAGAUCAGAUUAGAACUGCCCAGAUCAAUCCCUGGGAGACCUGUAUGGAUGCAGAGCCAGACUCCAUGGAGCCCUUAGACUAGCAGUAGAUCAGAUUAGACCUGCCCAGAUCAACCCCUGGGAGACCUGUAUGGACGCAGAGCCAGACUCCAUGGAGCCCUUAGACUGGUAGUAGACUCCACUAGAACAGACCAGACUAGUCUAGACCAGGGGAAUCUUCAACAAAGGCUGCCAAAACCAUACAUGUUUUUAUAGAAUCCAACUGAAGAUAAGCUAAAUUGAGGCUGGUGGUGGGGGCAACAGAGUUAAGGAUACAGAUGAAUGAGAGUGGGGCACCCCGCCUAAGUAAUAGUAGAAGGGGAAACACUGCACUACACUGCUUGGUUUUAAGUGUACAGAUAAAGAUCUAAGGCAGGAUCUCUGAGCAGUUCCUCGAGGGCCACAGGUUUUCCUUUCUUUGGUCCUUAACUGAUACAUUUCUAUCAUUGAUUACAGAGUGUCCGCUCUCCUGGUCCAUAUCAUCCGUUACUAAGCAACAGACACUGUGGCACUUGAGGACUGCCCUUAUAUAGGGUGCGUUAGUAAAUUCACCAUGGCAACUUACUUCGAUUUCAGAACACUCUGGUUGGAGAGUGCCAGAGCGCAGAAUAAUUUAUGAAUUUACGAACUGCCUAAACUCGGUUGCUAUGACAGAUUUAAGUAAACAUCGGGUAAAAAACUGAAUUAAAUUGUUGCCAGUAACACAGUUACAGUCACUAACCCUCUUGAUAACAUGGAAACACUCUAGCACUAAUAGCAGCUCUGCAAGGGUGAGCACACUCCGAGUGCACUCUGACACUCUAAAGUGAAUUCACGAACGCACCUAUAAUGUACAGUAUUAAAAUGUGGCUUUUGCUAUAAAAUGACCACAGAGACAGAAAGAGCUAAAGAACAUGGCAACAUAGUGAGCUGCUACUACUGUAAUUUAAUAUAGUUUGAGCUGUCUUGUACACUUCUAAUAUACAUUUCCGCUCUAGCAAUCUACAUUUUUGUAAUGAAAUAAGUUAAUGCUUUAAUGAACGUUGCAUUGUAAAUGUUCACCCCUUCAGGCAGCUACAAACAAUGUGUAUUUAUUUAACAUGUAUCAAUGGAUGAAACCGUAUUGAAGCUCCAGUGCAAUGCCUGUACACAGAUCUACUGUAUUAGUUAGGGAGCUACACUGCUGCUUGUUGUUUACAGAGGAAACCUAGAAUGUACAGUGUGUAUACAGUACUUGUAUGUUUUAAACAUGGGCCUAUGAAGAUGAUAGAUAUUAUGUUGGUUUUUGUUCAAUAGUGGCUUCAUCAAACAAUCCAUUGCAAUCUAGCUUGAACACAAAACAUUCAAGCCCACCGCAGUGAUUAUUGGACAGAUACAUUGUCUUCACUGAAUGGCAAUAUCUCCGAUUGUGUACCUCUCCUCAUAUUGUAUUUUUUCUCUCUCUCUCUCUCUCUCUCUCUCUCUCUCUCUCUCUCUCUCUCUGGAGUGAAAAAAAGCUUAUAUUUUGGGUUCUGAUGUGGUAUGACAGUUGAACCAAGCUAAUGAGGCAUUUCAAUGGGAAUUAAUCAUCAUAAUAACGGAUGUCGCUAUCGCAGAUUGCCCCUUUAAGCAGAGAUAUAUUUGACAUAGACCUUUUAUUCCCUUCCCUCAGCCAGAAACCCCACAGCUUCAUCUCUAACCCACCAUGACACGCUUCCCCUUCUAUUUCAUUCAGAAAUCUGUUCUAAAUUGAGAGACAAAUGUUUUCUAAAUGCUCCGUAGACAAGGCGUCUUUGAGGUCAUGGCUUCUGUGAGAAGAAGCCGUAAUGGAUGCAGAACACUGAUCGACAUCCCAAAUGGCACCCUAUUCCCUAUAUAGUGCACUACGUUUGUCCAGAGCCCAAUUGGUGCCAUUUGGGAACCAGCACACUGAGCUCACAAAUCAUUUCUAGCUCUGCUCCCCUCAGAGCCAAUGUUCACCGGCAGACAGACAGCUUAAAGUAGUAGGCUGUGUCUCUGUCUGUCUGCAGUGGACCCAGGCAGCAGAACACGCCGCUCUACUUUUAACCCUCUAGCUGCUGUAGCACCCUAUUCCCUUCAUAGUGCAUUCAAUUUGACCGGGGUCCAUGGCCAAAAGUAGUCCACUAUAUAGGGAGUAGAGUGCAAUUUGGUACGCAGCCUCUGUCUGCAGUGAACCCAAGCAGCAGCACACAUGUCUCUGUACCUUUACAGAAGGGUUCUUAAAGGGUUCAUUGUUUGUCCCCAUAGAUAACACUUUUUGGUUCAAGGUAGAACCCUUUGGAGUGAAAGAGGUUUUACUAAGAACCUGUUAGUGGUGAAAAUGUUCCACAUAGAACCUUAGUGGAAAGGUAUUAGUGGAAGGGUUCCACUUGGAACCAAUAAUAGUUAUUUUCAAAGAGUUCUUCUAUGGGGACAACGGAUGAACCUUUUCUGGUUCUAGGUAGCACCUUAUUUUCUUAAAGUGUACCCUGUCAGCCUCCAACACAUCAUCCCUGUCAUACACACAAGUAUUUGGUUUGUCUAAAAUAAUGAUAAAACCAAGCUUCAGUUCUUCAGGUGUUUAUGAUCAAACUCCCCCACUUGAUUACAACUUAAUAAAA